AUGGCGCGGCCCAAAUCCGUGUUGACAAUGCACAAGACUACGGUUGCCCUCGAACACCUGAAGCAGUAUAAUGAUGCGGACCUCAUUUUGGCCUUAUUGAUCCAAUGCAUAUAUAAUUGCACAUAUAAAGAUCGUGCGAUGACAUGGGAGCAAAAUAUUUUUGGCCUCAAUCGAGUCAUUAUGAAGUAUCACUACUCUAAAAUACUCAAUAAUCGGAAACAACAACCUGUUGGUGACCAAUAUUUUGCAAAAGAGCAGCCUGGAGCAAUUUGCGAUGUCUCACGGACACAAAAAGCGAUUCUACACAAGUGCCCUCACAGGAAGCUUAACCUUAGCCUGAAUAGAUUCGCCUUCAUUAGAAGAUCACUGGAAAACAUUGUCUUUGUAGAAUCGAUACUGACCAAGGUUGACUUUCAGAGAUGUUCGGGUGAAAUGCUACCCUCGGUGUUGCGUUUGGUUGACCGUGAUGUGGUACAUCAACAGAAGUGUACCUUUGGGGACCACUACCUAAGACGGAGCCUCAAGUACCAUCAUGACCUUUUUAAACAGGAGCUUUCUCAUCUGGCUCGUGAAAUAAAAAAGAAUCGUAUUCUUGCAGCAGUUGAUUUCCGUAUUGUAAACUGUUUGGAAGAGCUCCUGUUGCUCUCCCACGGUAUCUUUGGGUUUAGCCUGGCGCUAAAAAUCGCGCCGGCGAUCCUCGGCGUUACCCGGGGCUCAAGUCACAAACCUGCGGGCAAUGUUGUACGUUAUGAUAUGUUAGGAUGCAGAAAUACAGAUAACGAAAAAUAUUGGCAGCAGCGUACAUCAUCUUCUGGGCGUGGUAAUGAUGCCAUGGGUAAUAGUAUGGCACGUAACGACUGUCAAUAUGAAGAGAAUGGUAACUUUUCCCGAAAUUCCAUAAAAUGCCACCGAGAUUCAAAUACGGGAAACUCCUUUGAAGGUCAUUCAGCGGCUGGGCGAACUUGGGAUAUUCGAGAUCAUAUUAAAGGUACUAUUUCGGGAGUACCACGCUCACCUUCAGAGGACAGGAAUUCAUUGAUCACUGAGUCUACGGAGUUGUCGAUUCUACUGCUUCAGAUUCUAAGUUGCUCUAAGUAUAUAGAGUUUUUGUGCGGGAAUGGCAUGUUUGCCUCGGCUAGAUGCGCCAUGCCAUCCGCAUCGCUAAUUGCAAGUCUAACCUUGCGAUUUAUUCUGGAUGUCUACGUAAGAAUCACCGACGAUAUGAUCGAGGGGAUGCUGGACAACAAACGGACACGAGAUUUGGACUGGAUAUUUUACAAAGAAGGUAUUUACAGCGUAUCGGACUACGCAAAACAACAUCAGCUAUUGGGAAGCGUGCUGGAACUGGAUAGUGGAUUCGACCGGAGUUCCUUGGGAGAGGCCUUCGAGGCACACCAUCGGCUAUACGAACAGAUGGUUAGCCUUCUUAUCAGCACAACAGCCCUUGACGCGUGUACAUUGCAAUGUGUCGAGGAAUUCAGGAGACGGAACGUAAACUGGAGUACGUUUGAUGAGGUAAAGGUGCGUUGUGUGAGUGCUGAACACGAGGUGGCGAUAAGCCGGGAGAUCAUGGACAUUUACUACCCAGAUAUCGGUAACAUUCGACCCUGUUUCAAUCCUUACAAGGCCAUUUUUACCCAGAAGUACUUCGUGGUUGUCAAGGACCUCAUCUACCGUGUGAAAGCGGCUUUGCUGCUCUCCUACAUGGACCACCGGCGCAAUAUUGCGCCUUGGUGUGUAUUGUUAUGCGAUCGCUUUGUCAAGAUGGGAGUCGUGCGUGGCGCGACCCUCGUUACGAAAGAGCGAUUGCUGAAACACCUGGAACUGGAUUCCUUAAGCUAUUUACGUAUAAUCGCAGUGCUUGGGAUCUUAUCGCAUACUUCUGUGACUCUUAGAGAUGAACGAAGUCUUAUGAUACAAGAGUCGCAAAUGUUGGAGUUGUUGGCCAAGGUUACUCAGGGUGGGAAGAUUGAGGUUGAUAAGGGUUUGGUGAAAAUAGACCCUGGGCGCAUUGUUGGAGGUACCAUACGGUUCCAAUGUUCAGCCGCUGUGCCUCUGUCGUAUUACUUGGAGCCGUUGAUCUACCUCUCUGUUUUCUCAUCCGAACCUUUUAACGUGACCCUGACAAGCCAGGGCGAAGGUGUCGAAGAGGAUAUGGUCAAUAAUUUCAGCCUCCUUGAGAGUUUCUGCUCCAGCGCCACAGUAGUGCUCCGCAAAAUCGGCUGUACUUCGGUUCAGUUUAAGUUUAAGGAGCCAUACGAGGUGGUGUUUACCAACACACCGCUCGUGCAGAUCGCACCAGUGGACUUCUCUUCCUGGAGCCGAGUAAAGAAAAUACGCGGUAGCGUUGUAGUACGUUGCCUACAGCCUAGCCUCGGAACAAACGUUAUUAACGGGUGUAAACAGGUGUUAAGCCAAGUAUGUGAUAACAUAUACAUUGACCUUGUAUCCCCCAAGGCUUCUAGUCAGCCGUAUAUAUCAGUGGCGUUGAUAGCAGAGGGACCAGGCGUAGUCUACACAGUAGAUCGCACUAUUCCGCCCAAAUAUACAACCACAGAGACCAAAAAGGUUGCCAUUAGUGGUAACACAAGUCUCUCCAAGAUUCUGGAGAUCGCCAAGAGGAAGCCUGAGAAUUCCGAUGAUACGGCUACCACCGCCGGAAGUGAUCCGGUUGGUAUACACGAGCGAUAUGAAGCUAUAGGCAGCAGCGUGGCACGUCGGCUGCUCGGGGAGAUAAGCCUGAAAGGUGUACUGGACACUACUCACCAGCACAUGCCAUUAAUUUUCAUGGCCAUGUCUGGCGAUUACCAGGUAUCUACAUUGCGCAUGGGCCGUAUGAACCGCUAUUCUAUUGAGUUUAUUCGCAAAAUCAAGCAGUUCCUGGGCGUCACGUUCGUAUUCGAGCAAGAGGACGAAUCCGUCUUACUGAAAUGUGUGGGAAACAGCUUCCACAACAGCGGAAUAACGACAUUCUAA
This is a messenger RNA of Babesia sp. Xinjiang, 2976 nucleotides long. Its product is annotated as RNA 3'-terminal phosphate cyclase-like protein. Gene Ontology annotation, cellular component: nucleolus. Gene Ontology annotation, molecular function: RNA endonuclease activity. Bases 1 to 2976 code for a protein of 991 amino acids. Gene Ontology annotation, biological process: endonucleolytic cleavage of tricistronic rRNA transcript (SSU-rRNA, 5.8S rRNA, LSU-rRNA). The record is from RefSeq and is a predicted model, not a curated record. The transcript is spliced from 7 exons. NCBI's taxonomy places the organism in Eukaryota, Apicomplexa, Aconoidasida, Piroplasmida, Babesiidae.